AAUUUCGAUUAAUUAAUUAAAUGAAAAAAAAAUAAAUUGACAUGUGUUUUUAUAAAUAAUACAAACAAAUAAAAUAAAAUAUAAAUAAUUGGUAUUAUAAAAAUUAAACAUAAAUAAUGAGAGGUCAUUUUUAAAAAGUGGGGGUUUUUUUUUCUCUCUCGAGGACGCCAUGUUAUAUUUUUUCUCUGUUUAUCCUUUUUUUUAAUGUCAAUAUGAUCUGACUCUGUUGUCUGGCACUUGAGAUAUACCGGGUGUUUAUCAUCAUCAUUUUUUUUUAAUAGUUUGUCUGAAUGUGUCUGACAUCCUCGAGCAUCCUUGUGCCUACAAAAUAAUAAUAAAACAUCAUCCUCGAGAGUAUUGUGUGAUAACGACAGCUAUUUUUAAUAAAUAUAAAUUUUUCAUACUAAAAUUGUGUUAACAAAAACAACAAUAAAAAUUUAACAAUUAAUAAUAAUUUAUAAAUUAAAAAAUAAAGAAAAUAAUUUAUUAUAUAUUUUUUUAAUAGUUGACAAGUGAAAAAGUGAUAAUAUAUUUAAUAACAAUUUUAAAAAAGUGUCAAAAUAAUACAACAAUUCUAACCUCAAAUUUACAUAGCUAAUUAUAAUAAUAUUUUUAAUAAUAAAAUAAACAUGGCAAAUUUAAGACAAACACCAUUGACAUGUAGUGGACAUACAAGACCAGUUGUACAUCUUGAUUUUUCUGAUGUUACUGAUUCUGGAUACUACCUCAUUUCAGCAUGUAAAGAUGGUAAACCAAUGUUACGUCAAGGUGAUACUGGUGAUUGGAUUGGUACAUUUGAAGGACACAAGGGUGCUGUUUGGGGUGUUGCACUAAAUCCAGAUGCAACCAAGGCUGCAUCAGGAGCUGCUGAUUUCAAUGCUAAGGUCUGGGAUGCAAUCAAGGGCGAGGAAAUAUUAUCAUUUCAACAUAAUCAUAUUGUUAAAUCUGUUGGAUUUAGUACUGACUCAAAUCAAUUGUGUACAGCUUCUAAUGAAAAAGUACUUCGUAUUUAUGAUCUUAAUCAACCAGAAGCUGAACCUCAGGUAUUUACUGGUCAUACGAGUUUUAUAAAACAAGUAACAUUUUUUGAUGAUAAUAAAUCACUUGUUAGUUGUGCUGAUGACAAAACAAUACGUGUUUGGGAUUGUAAAAGUGGUGAAGAAAUUAGAAAAUUAACAUUUCCAGCAAUUCCAAGUUCAAUGGAAAUUUCAAAAGAUGGAAAUACUAUUGCUACGACUCAUGGAAAUAUUGUUACAUUUUGGAAUAGUAAAGAUUUGACGAAAAUUAGAGAAUUUGUUAUUCCAUGCCAAGUUAAUAGUGUCAGUCUUCAUCCAGAUCGUACAAUUUUUGUAUGUGGUGGUGAAGAUCUUAAAGUUUAUAAAUUUGAUUAUACAACUGGUGCAGAAAUUGAAUCAUUCAAGGGUCAUUUUGGACCAAUUCAUUGUGUCAGAUUUUCACCAGAUGGUGAGCUAUAUGCUAGUGGAUCUGAGGAUGGAACUUUGAGACUUUGGCAAACAACUGUUGGUAAAAAUUAUGGUCUUUGGCGUUGCACUGAACAACCAACAAUCAUCCAAGAAAAUUCUACAACCAUUAAUAAUAAACAAGAAAUUUCUGCAAGUUAAAUUUAAAUCAUUCAUUAUAAAUCAUUCAUUUACUUCAUAAUUUUUACAACUCUUUUUCAUAUUUUUUUAAAAAUUAAAUACAGAAAAAUAAAUAAACAAUUUUAAUAAAAAAAAAAAAAAUAUUUCUGUAAAUAUUUAUAAACUUAAAGUUUAUAAAAAAAAAAAAAAAAAAGAUUAUGUAUUUAUUUACAAAUUAAAAUAUAAAAUAUUUAAAUUAAAGUAUUGUUAAUUAUUGAAAAUAAAAAAUCAUAAUUAGCUGAAGGAAAAUAAAGAUGAAAUAAAUUCUUUAAAAAUUUUUUUUUUUAAUUAAUAAUUAUUACGUUUAACAAGUGCAUGAUAAAGACAAAAAAAAAAUAAAUGAUUAAUAAUAAUAUAUUAUUUACAAAAAUAAAAAAUAAUAAUAUUUAUAUUUAUUUAUUUUUUCAGUUUAAAAAAAAAAAAAUUCUCAUGAUAGAAAAAUAAAGUUUAAAAAAUUAUUUUUCAUUCAAAAUACA
Aphidius gifuensis is the source of this 2116-nucleotide messenger RNA. RefSeq names its product serine-threonine kinase receptor-associated protein (gene wmd). The transcript is spliced from 5 exons. NCBI's taxonomy places the organism in Eukaryota, Metazoa, Arthropoda, Insecta, Hymenoptera, Braconidae. Gene Ontology annotation, molecular function: RNA binding; protein binding. The coding region runs from base 630 to 1622 and encodes 330 amino acids. Gene Ontology annotation, biological process: spliceosomal snRNP assembly. Gene Ontology annotation, cellular component: SMN complex. The record is from RefSeq and is a predicted model, not a curated record.